Messenger RNA from Heterostelium album PN500, 954 nucleotides. RefSeq lists its product as uncharacterized. Gene Ontology annotation, biological process: vacuolar proton-transporting V-type ATPase complex assembly. The record is from RefSeq and is a predicted model, not a curated record. NCBI's taxonomy places the organism in Eukaryota, Evosea, Eumycetozoa, Acytosteliales, Acytosteliaceae. Gene Ontology annotation, cellular component: endoplasmic reticulum membrane. Bases 1 to 954 code for a protein of 317 amino acids. The transcript is spliced from 2 exons.
AUGGCCAAGAAGAAAUCAAAUUCCACUAAUAUCAAGCCAGCUACUUUCGAAGUUACUGAAUCCGCUGAAUUGAAGGAGACUAUUGCUGCCCCAACCCAAAAGAAGGCUACCAAUACCACCCAAACACCAGCUCCAAAGGCUGCUGCCACACCAGCUCCAGUUGCCGCUCCAACUCCAGCACCAAAGGCUGCUGCUGCUGCCACUCCAGCACCAACACCAGCCCCAGUUGCCGCUCCACUUCUCACCACACCAGCCAAGAAGAGCGAGCCAGUCGUCGAGCCAGUCGAUGCCGCCGCCUCAGAAUCAAAGAAAGAGAGAAAACCAAAGGUAUUCCAACCAGUCCAAGCCAAGGCACAAACAAAGAUCUCUGGAAACUCAUUCAUCUCGGUGCUCGGUCUCGAUGAGGACGGUCCCAUCAACAAGGACGACAUCAACAAAGAGAAGAACGAAAAGAAACUUUUGCAACAACAGCUACUACAAAAACAACAACAAAAGAAGAACAACAAGAAGCAACUCUCAGCCAAGCAAAUCGCCGAUAUGAAACAACAGAAGGCACGUGAAGAGGAGAAGUUGCUGUCGACUGCCAAAUCGAACGACUCCAACAAGCAAGAGUCAACCACCAAGACUGUACAAAAACAACAAUCACAGAAAUCCGCCACCGUCUCCAAGAAACAACAGGUCCAACAAAACUGGAUCGUCACCCUGAUGGAAUCACUCAUCGUACCAGGUGUGCCAUCAUCCGUCUAUAAGAUUAUCGCCGUCUGUCUCGUAGGUAUUUUAACUAUUUCAAUGGCUACUUUGGCUGCUUCCGGUAUCAACAAUAGUCUUAUGUACAUGCUUAUCCUUGCUGGUCUUGUAAUUGGUCUUGCUAUUGCCUUAUUUGUUUUUGUUGGUGUCUCCUCAACUGGAUCAACAGCAAAGAGCUCAAAGAAACAAACAAAGAAGACCAAAUAA